Caenorhabditis elegans is the source of this 963-nucleotide messenger RNA. It is a transcript of the gene srd-42, whose product is annotated as Serpentine Receptor, class D (Delta). Gene Ontology annotation, cellular component: membrane. NCBI's taxonomy places the organism in Eukaryota, Metazoa, Nematoda, Chromadorea, Rhabditida, Rhabditidae. The transcript has 6 exons. The coding region runs from base 1 to 963 and encodes 320 amino acids. The record is from RefSeq and is marked reviewed.
AUGUUCCGUGCGAUUCUUUCCGUUUUCAAUCCACUGGUUUAUGUACUUAGUGUUUGUUUUCAAACAACUCUUAUAUAUACAAUUAUUCGUCAUUCGCCAAAAAACUUAUCAACUUUAAAAAUCAUUCUAUUAAUUAAUUGUUUCUCUCAAUCAAUUCAAUCGUCAAUGGCUUUUAUUACGCAAAUACGAUAUGUAAGUAAUCUUGUUCCAUUGCAACUUUGGAGCUACGGACCAUGCAGACAUUUUGAAGCGUUCAUUUGUUACUCAAUGAUGCAUGUUCUUCAAACGAGUUCUUUGAUAAGUGGAUGGACAGUUUUCUUAACAACUUUCAUGAAAUAUCAAGCAGCAAAGCACGUUGUUCUUCCAAAAAAGAAUAUUUGGAUUGUAAUUUGUGUUAUUUUUGCAAUUAUUUCGGUUUCAGUGGCUUGUGAAAUAUAUCUGAUCAUUAUUCAAGCUCUACCUCAAGAUAUCCGCAAGAGUUACGAAUCUAUUAAUAAAAAUUUAGAGGAAUACUCUGUGAUUGGAAUAAUGAAUUACUCCUUUUUACCUAGUUCUAUUAAUGGUGUAAUCGUGAAUGGAUUAGUUGUAGUUGUACCAAUUUCAUGUCUAACGUUAAGAAGGAAAAUAUUCAAGCUUCUCAGUGGUCCUAACAAGUCUUCCGAUACUUUGUACUUGCAAAACCGGAUUUUUCUUCAGGGUCUCACUUUUCAAAUCUUUGGUCAUAUCCUGGUUUACGUUCCGAUUUACAUUUGUACAUUCAUCAGCUUUAUCACAAAAACAGAAUAUACAUUUUCACAGUUUUUCAUCUUCGUUCUUCCUAGUCUAACAACAGUCGUGGACCCAGUUAUCACAAUGUAUUUUGUGACGCCUUAUAGGAAGAAACUGUUGUGUUGGAUGCGUUCAGCCCAGAAUAAAGUUUUCUCUGCAUCUGGAUCCACGUUUGCGGUAUCUAUUAUUAAUUGA